AUGGAUCGCGCAAGCUCCUACGACCACGACAUUCCGUCGCUAAGCGCUUCGCUUGAGGCCUUUGACCCCGAGCGCAGUAUGCACUCGGCCUACAGCGGCCAUUCCACCAUGCAAUCCUCGCGCUGGAGCGUUCCGCAAGACGAUAUCGAUUCCGAGGCUGAGUCGGACGGUCCCUGGGCCCCGCCUGCCUGGCAGAAGUCUCAAUCCAGCAAUCACUGGUACCGGAAGUCGCUGCUGGGUGAAAGCGCACUGCGCGCUAGCCGAUCGCCCUUUGAGUACCGCACCGAUCGCGAAGUCACACCCUCGCGCAUACCACUACCAGAGUCGCCCUACAAGAUGACGCCGCGCACAAGUCCAGAACCCAUACCAGAGGAGGAACAGCGCUACAUGGCCGACAGUAUCGCUUCCAGGUUACACACGGUACAAAACGCCCACAGCUUGUCCGAUGACGAACCGCCAACGAGCGCAAGCACACUUUACGCCCAACAACUCGCGCGCUCGUCCCAUGACGAGCCAUGUCCAACAGAAGGUUUCAUGCGUUUUGCUUACAGAGGAGAAGCCAAGUUCCGCACUGCCCCAAUCGAGGACACCAUUUCCAGCGUCGCCGGCGGCCUGAACAAGUUCACCGGGUCGCGCGCAAACCUUUUGUUGACCAUUGCUACUAUUGUCUUCUCGUGGAUACUGCUGCAGCCCUGGACAGCCACUCUUAUCCCAGAUGUCGCCAAUGUCGCCAACAUGGCCACACAGUUUGAGCCACUGUUGUACGCUUCAGAAAACGUCAUACCGCGUUCGCGCGAGCUCGCAGAGGCCAGUAUAGCUGUCCAAGACCUAGGAGAGAGCGUUCGCGCCACCAACAUGUCGGCCUCCUCGGUCAUCAUAGAUCAACUGGAUGAUCUAGGCGAUCACUUAAAGGUACUGGCAGAGAAGCUUACAAGUUUCUUUACAAAUGUAGAUGGGGACAUGGACUCCAUUCUCAUUACCAUGGACUGGGCAAAGCGAGAACUACAAAGUAUCCAAGGUCCCAAAAUUGGUAUGAUUGAUACCGUCAUUGGCAAUGUACAUGGCGGUCUCAGCAAGGUUGGCCUACUAGAGCGCAAUGGCUCGCCCACGGCCGUUGGCCGAGUGGUGAAUGACGUCCUCGGUCACACCACACAGCAGCGUUCAAAAGCAACCAUGCAACGCACAUUUGACUACCUCCUAUCUACACUAGAGGAGAACAUUGCAAAUGAGCUUGCGCGCGCAGAUGUCCUCUUCCAACUCUUUGAGAGCGUAGACCGACAAUUCCACAAUCUACACCGCUCCGUCGCCAAAGAAGAAGACUCUCUUGCAAACAAGAAAGACGAGUUCCUCGCCUCCAUGUGGCGCCAAACCAUCAACAACAAGAUGAGGAUUAAGAAAUACGAGAAGAACCUCAAGCUCCUCAAGGACGUACGCGCCUCCACGCUCAUCAACAAAUCUGAGCUCAAAGCCCACAUCCAAGUCAUCCAAUCAGUCAAGGACCAACUAGACAAAGCACGAAAGAACCUCGUCAGCCCGCUCAUCCGACGCGCCCAAUCAAACUCCUUUGGGCUCGAACAGCAAUUGAACGACCUAACAGGCACCUAUGGCUUCCUCAAGAACCUUCGAGACGGCCAGAAGAAGAAAGUCUUGCGAGAACUCUGGGGCGAACCCAAACGACGCAUCGGCAUCACAGCAGGAGGAAGAGAAGAGGAGAUUGACGACUCUGAGCAAUAA
Pyrenophora tritici-repentis Pt-1C-BFP is the source of this 1734-nucleotide messenger RNA. RefSeq lists its product as uncharacterized. Lineage: Eukaryota; Fungi; Ascomycota; Dothideomycetes; Pleosporales; Pleosporaceae. The record is from RefSeq and is a predicted model, not a curated record.